Onychostruthus taczanowskii (white-rumped snowfinch) is the source of this 3391-nucleotide messenger RNA. It is a transcript of the gene FAM76A, whose product is annotated as family with sequence similarity 76 member A. The transcript has 10 exons. NCBI's taxonomy places the organism in Eukaryota, Metazoa, Chordata, Aves, Passeriformes, Passeridae. The record is from RefSeq and is a predicted model, not a curated record. Bases 47 to 1102 code for a protein of 351 amino acids.
CCGGGCGGGAGGGCGGGCGGGCCGCGCCUGUCAGCGGGGCGGCGGGAUGGCGGCGCUGUACGCCUGCACCAAGUGCCACCAGCGCUUCCCCUUCGAGGCGCUCAGCCAGGGCCAGCAGCUCUGCAAGGAGUGCCGGAUUGCUCAUCCCAUUGUUAAAUGCACUUACUGCAGGACGGAAUUCCAGCAGGAGAGCAAAACCAACACGAUAUGCAAGAAGUGUGCUCAGAACGUGAAGCUCUAUGGCACACCAAAACCCUGCCAGUACUGCAACAUCAUAGCAGCAUUUAUUGGAAACAAGUGCCAGCGUUGCACCAACUCAGAGAAGAAGUAUGGCCCUCCUCACUCGUGUGAGCAGUGCAAGCAGCAGUGUGCAUUUGACCGCAAGGAUGACAGGAAGAAGGUGGAUGGAAAGCUGCUGUGCUGGUUGUGCACACUGUCCUAUAAACGAGUCCUGCAGAAGACCAAAGAGCAGUGCAAACACCUGAGCAGUUCUUCCCGAGGCAGCCUGCAGGAGAAGGAGCAGUUCAGUCGGCUCAGCAGUGGCAGCCACUAUAACAGCCAGAAAACCUUAUCCACGUCUUCCAUUCAGAAUGAAAUCCCAAAGAAGAAAGCCAAGUUUGAUGCCAUAUCUGCCAAUGGUGACAGCGUUCCUUCCUCUCCCGAGAUGCUUUGCCCCCUUAUCCAGAGGGCCCCGUCCACGUUGGCGCAGUGGGCUGCUUCCCAACAGACUCUCGGGGCCCACCAUUGUCCUGUUGCUCAAGGCAUUGACAUCCUGAAUUUUUCUCCAGACCUCGCCCUGGACUCCCCUGGCACCGACCACUUUGUCAUCAUUGCCCAGCUGAAGGAGGAAGUGGCUACUUUAAAAAAGAUGCUUCACCAGAAGGAUCAGAUGAUUUUGGAGAAGGAGAAGAAGAUCACGGAGCUGAAAGCUGACCUGCAGUACCAGGAAUCACAGAUGAGGGCAAAGAUGAACCAAAUGGAGAAGACACACAAGGAAGUCAUGGAGCAGUUACAGGCCAAGAACAGAGAGCUCCUGAAGCAAGCAGCUGCCCUGUCAAAAGGCAAGAAGCCUGAGAAGUCAGGAGCAAUAACCUCCCCUUAAAGCCAAGCCCCCAGCCUGGGAGCUUUCCCCAGCACUAGCUGAGGAGUGUGGGAGACCUGCUGGAUGGCUGGAAGCCCAGAGCUCUGCGUUGUGGACUCCAUGGGAAUCCCUGGUGCGUGUUACCUUCUGACAGCAUGCUUGAGUGUGCCCAGUGUCAGUCCAUGGGGAGAGGUCCCAGCCUUCCUAAAUCCCCCCUGAAGUACUGUUUUUUGGAAGAAAUCUUUUCCUAACCAGUUGCUACCACUGCCAGCCCUUUCCAUGAGCAAACAGGAACCUGCUGCAUUGUGGCUCCUUGCUGGUUCCCAGCCUGCUGCUGUGAGGGAAUUGCCAUGGCCAGUUGUUCUGCAGAUAAAGUGGGAGCUGCGUGUGGUGGGAGCUGGAUUUUUUUUUCCCCUUGAACUGUUCCUUCUUCAAAAGAGAGCUGAGAACUCACCAGCCCAACAGGUGUUCCUGGAGGUUGUGCCACUGCUGACAACAGCUGAUCCAGCUUUUUGAAGAUGCUUCCAAAAUGGGGGCCAUGUAUUUAUCUUGGAAGAUUUUUGUGUUUUGUUUUGUUUUUUUUUCUUAUUUUCUCUGUCAACUUGGCAACCAAACUGCCUGGUUUUGUGUUUCCUUGUUUUUAUGAUCAGAGCUUUUGGGUUGGGAGCCAAAGUGGAAUGAUACAGCCCCCAACCCACCCAGAAUUCCCCCCAGCCCCCCAGUGCCCUAGUUUUGUGGUGACCUCUGGGAUUUUGAUGAUUUCUGCAGCUUGGUGCGAUCAAGUGUCUCUUACUCCAUUUCUUCACACAGAGAGUUCAAGGCUCGGAUAUUCCCUCUCUUUCCCCUUUCCCUGCCCCUUCCAGAUGCAGGGGCCAGGUUGGCUCCAGGAAAGCACUUACUCAGGCAGCAACCCGAGCCAGGGAGUGUUUUUUGGGGCACUCCAGGGAUUUUUCUCACUGCUGAUUCCAGCAGGAUCAAAGGGCUAUGAGAGUUCCCUGUACCAGGGAUGUGCUGCCCCAAAACAGCACGGCUGCCAUGACCCUUCCAGCCAGACCAGCUGGGCUGGGCCCCCCAGGCACCUCUUUUGGGGUGAUGGUGGUGGAUAAAAAGCACUUGGAGAGGGAGCAGCACACAGCUCCAGGCUGGCAGGAGCUCCUCGACAUCCCGACCGCCAGUCAGGGAGUGGAGAAACAUCUCAGGGCUUGGAGACCCCCGAGCAGGGGCUGGAGGUAGGUGAGAGAACUCAUGCUUUUGCUGCAGGGCGGCUGCUCCGUCAGGGCUUUGAUGAAGCUUUUAACUAGAGCUUGUGGUUACUUUUUUCAUCCUUUUGUUUCUUAUUUGUUACUAAAGUUGAUUUUACUCAAAGGCACUUUUUGGGAUGAUGUUGGCUUCUGGCAUGGAAGGAGCACAUUUCAUCAGACACUGCCAUGUGUUUGUUUUUGGUUUUUCUAAGAGACUUUUGAUGUGAAAACAAGCAAAAUGAGAAAUUGUUACACUUUGCCUGAGUGUGGCAAAAACUCACCCAGUUUUAUACUUUUAGAAAAUGAACUGCAUUGGUGGGAGUUUUUUUAACUGUGGGCUUUGCUUUUUUCCCUCCCUCAACAUACAGAAAUAAAAAGAGGGAGAAAGGCCCUGUAAAUACUGUUCAGUAGAGUUUUUAAUCGUGAUAAAUUGCUCCUGCCCUUGCAUAGCUGAUUUGUAGCACCAACAUCGUUUCUUUGUAUGUUUGUAAUGAUGAGAUUUUCAAGGGGCGCUUUGAUUUGUACAAAUGACACCUGUAAAAGUGGUUUAAAAAAAUCCUCAUCUGUGACUGAUACUUUGUUUGCUUUGAAAAGGGAAAAAAAAACCAAAACAACCAGAGUACCUCUCCCUGCCUGGAGGGGAUUUAUCCUGCUCUAGGGUUGGGAGUUUGGGGAAUGAGACAAUAUUUUCCCAUUGUUUGCUUUGCUCCUACUUUUUUUUCUAUCUUUAAAUCCUCCCAUCAAGCCUGUUGCUAGGAUCCUGGUUACUUGGUUACAUCCAGCUUCCCAGGACUCAUCUGAGAUGUAUUCCUGAUCUUGGCACAGACAGAGGGACCUGCUCCUUUGCUCCUUUGGCAUGGAGGUUUUCCCUUUUCCCAUGAGAUUUCCAUGAAGAAAAUUCGGCUGCCCCUCAUCCUUUUCCAAGGAAAUCUCCAGAGGUCCAGGAGUCUAAAGGGUUUUUAGCUUUGACUGUUUUCCUUAUUCAUGUCCAGUCUCCUGGAGCUCAUGGAGAUAGCAGCUCCCUCCUGCUGCUACUCCCAGAGCAGUGAGGAUCACUGACCAGUGCAAG